UUCAAGUCUACUUUAUAUUUGCUAUAAGAUGAUUACUCAUGCAGCGGGUUUGAAAGAGCAUACUGAGGAUGCAAUUGCAAUGUUAUAUGCAAUGAUUGACUUAUAUUCUGUGGACAACCAAGAACCCCCAUCGAUCACCCUAACGGAUUCCAAUGUUGGUUGUACGACGAAAGACACACCUACAGCUGGUAGUUCAAAGCAAGUAUUCAGUCCACAUGUUGUGAGAGGAAAAGGCAGACCCCCAUAUUUGAGGAGAGCAUCUAGGAUGGAGAAAGACAUGCAGAAAGUUAAAGCGAAGACAAAGAAAGCACCAGUAAAGAGGAAAACGAGAUGGACGAGAUAUACCAGUUAUGGAUACUUGCAGGAAUUUAUUUGGCCCUUCAGAGAUAGAUAUGUCUACAGCAGGUGGCAUGCAGUUUGUUCCAGACAGCUCAGCUUUUGACAUAAGUGGAACCCAGCUCCAAGAAACAGUGAUUCCGAG
Molecule: messenger RNA, 481 nt
Organism: Juglans regia (Persian walnut)
Lineage: Eukaryota; Viridiplantae; Streptophyta; Magnoliopsida; Fagales; Juglandaceae
Exons: 3
Coding region: 29-442 (137 amino acids)
Source: RefSeq, a predicted model, not a curated record